Messenger RNA from Rotaria sordida, 3903 nucleotides. Lineage: Eukaryota; Metazoa; Rotifera; Eurotatoria; Philodinida; Philodinidae. The record is from the annotation of a GenBank genome assembly.
ACACUGAUCAUUUUUAUACGGGAUGUUCCAUAAAUAACUUGAGAUAAAAAAAUCGUAUAUCUUUAUUUUGGCUCACCCACACCCGAAGUUUUUAUGUUAGUCAUAGAGACUUGUUCAAAGUUUUUUUCAUCCGAGUAGGGUCAACAACCUCUAUUCUGAAGUAAUUAUCAUGAACUUGAAUAAAGAUAUUUUAUCUAUUAUGAAUUAAGAAAAAUACAUACGAAGCGAUCCAUAAUUAAUUUUCAGUUCUAAUCACAGCCAAUGAUAAAAAAUACAAACACAAACUUCAUUGAUAAUACGAUAUUUAUGCGAAUAGACUAAAUUUAGGCAACUAGUUCGUUUCAAUGGUCAAAUUGAUGUUUAAGAUUAUCGAUAUAUCAUUGAAAUUGUUCAGGCAUGAUUUGCAAAACUCAAAGUGUUAUGUUUGAAGGUGUGAAAUAUCGUAACGAUUGAGUUUUAAAUUAAUUAAUUGCUAUUCCACAAAACAAAUGCGUGUAUUUAUUUUUCGAAUAACCUUUCGUAGAAGGAAGAUAAUAGAGAGCUACGGUUAUUGCUACUGGAGAGAGCAGAUAGAGACGCAUCAAACUAUCUAUUAGAGGAUAUUUUAAUCUGAUUUUGUCAAGAGUUUAAAUCGAUCUUUUUGAACACAAACGUACCCUGGAAGGUAACUACGAUAAAUUUUCAAUAAUCAGAUGUGUAAUCGAACUGUUAAUCGAAGAUCUAUUAAACUAAGUAGGGCUCAGACAUUUAGAUUUAGUAGUUUAGAAGUAAUAGAUUGCUCUCAUCCAAUUAUUCUAUUAUUUCCAGUGAAACGAAUCACUUUUUUUUGCUUUUUUUUCUUAUUUUAUUAGAGGCCAAUUUUUCAGUACUCUUUGAAAAUUUAAUCAUAAAGACUUCACAAAACAUCUUUGAAAAAUUUAUUAUAUGCGACUCGAUUCGUCUUGAUCUUCCCUUUCCAACAAUGAUAAUUGCAGUUCUAUCUUGUUUCUAUCAAAAGUUAUUCAAAAAAAACUCACCCGUGAAUUUUUUUCGAAAUGGACAUCAGAUCAAAACACUUUUUCCGUGCAUUAAGGGUACCUGCCCCUUUCCGAGUCAUACACUCCUGUCUUCUAUGAGAUAAUAGGAUCACUAUGGCGAAAAAUGACUCCCUAAUGUUCGCUCCAGUUUCUCCAAGACUAUAUGUUUGAUUGAGCUGAAAGUUGUUUUACAUGGUACUAGAUACUGUUUAUGGUGGAUAUUUGUUUUAGUUUCUUUGUAUCUUUUGUCAUUUCAAUAAAAAAAAAAAAGUCAAAAUACCAAGCCUACCCUAAAAAAUACGUGUUUUUGUUAUUAGAGUAAAUUUUGUGGAAACUGUCAAAAAUCACCAGAGUAACAGUUCGUGAAAAGAAAAAAAUAUUCACCCCGAAUAUUGACUAGAAUAUGUGAAAAAAGUUCCAACUCGAUCUCUCUUACCGUGUCGGAAAAACGGAAGCGAAACAAUCUUUUUGCUAAUUGUUCACACUUGUAUUCAUUAAAAAAAAAUCUUAGAAAAAGGUCUCUAGCUGGAAUCAAUGCAGAUUGUUGUCAAUCAGAAAGAGGAAAAAAUGAUCUUUUUUAAAUUUGUUUUCAUGUCUGUUUAACUGAAUGUUAGUUUAAAAUGCACAUAUAGGUAGAUGAGGUUAUGAAUAUUUGGUUUAUUGAAGAAAAAGAUUCCUAACAAACUAAUGUUGUACAGAUAUGAUCGAAACUAAUUUAAUAGAAAUGAUGCUGAAAAUCGUUGCAGACUGAUCUCUAUAUAUGAAUAGCAAAUAUUCGAUCGAUUUAGAUUAUAUUCACAGUCAAUAUUGUAGCAUUUAUUGACUACGCGAGUAAUUAUGGUAAAUUAGUCAGAGAUUAGUAUCAGCACUAUUUUCAUUUAAUGUGGAAAAAACUGAUACACAUAAAACUAGUUUUGUUAACAUUUUAUUCUGAUUAUAGAUAUAUUGCGUUUCUGAUUAACUGAUAAAUCACCAUUCAGAAAUGUUUUUCUAUUUACUUUUAGCUCAGCAGUGUCACAUAUUCAGAAAGUCGAGGAUGAUGAGAGAUGCACCAGGAGAUGCGGAGAUAAAAAAACAAUAAUCCAAUCAAUGACACAUGAAUAGUAUGUCUACAUGUCAUGCCUUUUCUCAUAUUUUUGUCAUUUUCUUCUUCAAAAAAUAGAUAAAAGUUUUUAAAUAUUUUUCUCUUAAAAUGUUGUCUCAACAAUUUUUGUAUCUUUUCUAUCUUUAUUCUAUUGCUGUCUGUUCCUUAUUGUUCAAUUGGUAUGGUUUUGUUGAUUUUAAUGCAUAACAACUGAAACUGAAAGGUAUGCAUCAAUUAUUUCAUAAAUCAAUAAAUUUAACUGCAAUUAUAGACUGAAGAGUAAAUAACUAGCAUUCGGAAAAUCAGCCAUACUAUCGAUCCAUUACUUCAUUGACGCAUCUAGUUCUAUUGGUGUCGAAAAGUACACUCUUUCUUCUUUUUGGCACCGCCACGUCCUUGUACUUUAUAAAUAGGUUAUUCCCGAUGCCUAUACUGCAGAUCGAUAGUUUGACAUUGAUUUAAUCUUUUUUUCCUGGUAAAGUUUCAUCUCAAGUCCAUACAGAAGCAAAGCAAAAAAAGUCAGACUAUCGAUUGAUUUUAUGAUAUUCUUAGCCGACAAUAGGUCUUCGAUAUUCUCAAUACACUACUGUCAUCUAUUCAUGUCCAUCUUAUAUUGUGUCUUUAAUUUCGUUCAAUAGCUUUUCGAUCCUGUUAUAUCAUAUCAUUCAUGUCCAUCCGUAAUAUGACUAAGAAGAGUGUGAAAUUAUGAAAAUUUCGAUGUAAACAAUUAAGAUAGUAUUAUUGUUAUAAGAGUUUAUUUUACUCCAUUGGAUUUGUUUGUUUAGAAGAAAGAUAAAUUACAAUUUUCUCUUCAGAUUUUUUUUUUUACUUUAAAUUCAAAAGUUAGCUGACUAAUAAACAACAUUCAUUUUCCGUUCUUGCUAAUUAUCUCAAAAGUAGAUAUUCAAAAAUAUAUAGAAUAUUUUCUGUUCAAUUCUUCAAUACAACUUUUAAUUUUAUAAAAUAAAAGAUUUUUUUGUUUGCUUUGAAAGUCAAAUUGAUUACACUUGAAAUGUAUUUUAGAUUGUAUAUAUAUAUAUAUAAAUGUUUGCUAGAUUAGUAUUCAAGAAAAAUUUUUUAUCUUUUCAAAAUAUUUACUGUCGUGUAUUAUUGUCUUUCUUAUCAAAAAAUUACAUAUGUGAUUCUUCAAUUAUUGAAAGUUAUCGAACAAAUGAAAAAUUAAAAGCAAUUAUCGAUCGACAAGAACAUAAAUUCUAUUAUUAUGUUGAUAAAAAUUUGCAACAACAACUACCACCAUCAGUAUUCAAACAAAUCUCAAGUAAUUCUAAUCUACCGGAAAAUUCACAAUAUCUGACCAAUUCUACAUCACAAAAUCAAAGUAAUAAUUCGUCAAAUACAAUUUCUCUUCAUGAAUUUUUUCAAGUAACAUAUUGGAAUGAUCGUAUAAAAGGUACAUAUCCUAAUUUAAUCGGUUUGGAAUUUCUAUCAAUUCGUUAUGGUUAUGUUUCAUCUCAGUUAAUUGUAUGUGAUAAACUAUUAUCAGUGGAUGGUUUUCUUCACGGUGGUGCUAUUGUAGGUUUAGCUGAUGCAACUUGUGGUUGUGGCUGUUUGGCAUCAUUACCAUCGGGAGCUACUACACUUACAACAAUUGAAUUGAAAACGAAUUUUUUAGGAAAAGGCAAAUCAUCAAAUGUAUUGAAAUGUGAAGCUAAAUUAAUACAUGGUGGAAAGACAACACAAAUUUGGGAUGCUCAAAUAACGGAUUUAAAAACGAAAAAACUUAUUGCCAUUUUUCGAUGUACAGAAUUACUUGUUUAUUCAGAAAGUAGUGAAAAAAAAUGA